GGGGCAGGGAGAACGGGAAAGAUCAGGGCUUUCUGACAUCUCUGGACACCAGCUGCUCCAGCGCGUCCUGAGAUUGCUUGAAGGCGGCACCGGCAUCCUCUUACCCUUAUGCCACUCACCUGUGCCACCACCCUAAUCGGUCAGGUGAGGCAGCAAGUAGUGGUGGGGUCCACCCCUGCUCUGUGGCCCCUCGACGCUCCCCACCCCAGGUGCGUGCUGAAUGCCGGGUGGCGGGAGCGUAAGUGUGCGAAGGAUGUGAAUGAGCCAGUGGACGCGUGAAUGGAGGUGGAUGGAAGCGUGAAGUACAAGGCGGGGCUCCAGCUGGGUGACCUCGAGUGCAGACAGGCCGGGGCUCCCUCCCCUCUCCUCCCAGCAUCCCGCUCCGCUCCCCUCCCCGCGGCGCGCAGCCCUCCCUAGCCCUCCCGAGCUACCGCGGGCACCAGAGCCGGGACCACGCAGCCACUGAGCGGACAGCGCCGCCUCAGGAGGGGGCUACCCCGCCGCGUCUCCAGUUCCGCACCAAGGCGAAGUCCCGCGAGCAAGGUCCAGGUUCCAGCAACGGAGGAUGCCCGGGGCCGGGAGCCAACAGGUGCGGGGCGUGGGCGACCCCCAGGACUGACUUGGGGAUUCCAGAAGAGCAUCGGCAGGGCUUGCUAAUAAUGAUACCGAAUACUGACUGGAGGGCCAGCUUCUGGGUGUACCAGGCUCUGGGUGAAGUAGUUCCCAAACCUUAGAGCUCAAUACUCUUCAUCGUGGCUCUGGAAGGUAGGUAACUUUAAUACUCUGUUGGACCACUGGGUGGGGAAACUGAGUCUCAAGGAGGGAGGUAAAAGGUGCCUAGCUCCACCAUUCCCACCCCAUGACUAAGAAUAAAGAGACGGAGGUAGACAAAGUCCCUAAUGUCCUCUUCUUUCCUUCCUUCCUUCCUUCCUUCCUUCCUUCCUUCCUUCCUUCCUUCCUUCCUUCUUUCCUUCCUUCCUUCCUUCCUCCCUCCCUCUCUCCCUCCCUCCCUUCCUCCCUUCCUUCCUUCCUCCCCUCCUUUCUUCCCUCCUUCCUUUCUUCCCUACCUCCUCUCCCUCAGGAAGUUUGGUCUGAGACCCCAAAGACCUGAGGGCAAGACCAGGGCCUUUGAAAGGAGUGGGCUGAGGGCUUGUGGGAGUUUCUCUUUCUCCACAGAGCCCAGGACUCUCCUCAGCUGAAGUGGCUCCUAAACUCAUGGAACCCUCGGCCACUCCUGGGGCCCAGCCUGGAGUCCCCACUAGUAGUGGGGAACCCUUCCAUCUGCCUCCAGACUAUGAGGACGAGUUCCUCCGAUACCUGUGGCGCGAUUAUCUCUACCCGAAGCAGUACGAGUGGGUUCUCAUUGCAGCCUACGUGGCUGUGUUCCUCAUAGCCUUGGUGGGCAAUACCCUGGUCUGCCUGGCUGUGUGGCGGAACCACCACAUGAGGACAGUCACCAACUACUUCAUUGUCAACCUGUCCCUGGCAGAUGUGCUGGUGACUGCCAUCUGCCUGCCUGCCAGCCUGUUAGUGGACAUCACCGAGUCGUGGCUCUUCGGCCAGGCUUUGUGCAAGGUCAUUCCCUAUCUCCAGGCUGUGUCGGUGUCAGUGGCAGUGCUGACUCUCAGCUUCAUCGCCCUGGACCGCUGGUAUGCCAUCUGCCACCCACUGUUGUUCAAGAGCACAGCUCGCCGUGCCCGUGGCUCCAUCCUGGGCAUCUGGGCUGUGUCGCUGGCUGUCAUGGUGCCCCAGGCUGCUGUCAUGGAGUGCAGCAGCGUGCUGCCUGAGCUAGCCAAUCGCACCCGGCUCUUCUCUGUCUGUGAUGAGCACUGGGCAGAUGAACUCUACCCCAAGAUCUAUCACAGCUGCUUUUUCAUUGUCACCUACCUGGCCCCACUGGGCCUCAUGGCUAUGGCCUAUUUCCAGAUCUUCCGCAAGCUCUGGGGCCGCCAGAUCCCUGGUACCACAUCAGCCUUGGUGCGGAACUGGAAACGGCCCUCGGAACAACUGGAGGCUCAGCACCAGGGCCUCUGUACAGAGCCCCAGCCCCGGGCCCGAGCCUUCCUGGCUGAGGUGAAGCAGAUGCGAGCUCGGAGGAAGACGGCUAAGAUGCUGAUGGUAGUCCUGCUGGUUUUUGCACUCUGUUAUCUGCCCAUCAGUGUCCUCAAUGUCCUUAAGAGAGUGUUCGGGAUGUUCCGCCAAGCCAGCGACCGGGAAGCCGUCUACGCCUGCUUCACCUUCUCCCACUGGCUAGUGUACGCCAACAGUGCCGCCAACCCUAUCAUCUACAACUUCCUCAGUGGCAAAUUCCGGGAGCAGUUCAAGGCUGCCUUCUCCUGCUGCCUGCCUGGUCUGGGUCCCGGCUCCUCUGCCAGACACAAGUCCUUGUCCUUGCAGAGCCGCUGCUCCGUCUCCAAGGUCUCUGAGCAUGUCGUGCUGACCACCGUCACUACCGUGCUGUCCUGAGUGGGGCCGGCCCAGGCUCUGGGAGACCUGGUCCUUUGCCUGGGGUCCACCCCAGCAGUCACAGGAAGACUGCUGCGGUUCAGUGAGAGGCUGUGCGAUGCCAGUCCUGGUUUUCUGCCAGAGUCAUCCCCUCUCUGAGGUUGUGUCCCCUAAGCUGGGUGGAUAGGGGCUUAAGCUGCUCAAGAAAGCAGUGUUGCAAACCGUCUAGUGCUGUGGGCGUGGUUACUGUCAUCCCUGUCUCAUAUGGCUCUACCCUAGAGUGUCACUUCACCCUAUCAGAGCUUGGCUUUCCUCCCAAAGACCUGACUCCUACUCAAUUAUAGGCCUUUCCUGCCUGGAGUCUGCUCCAAAGGUCCCCACAGACAUAUUCACCUGGCCUGAAGACCACUGGAAGCCGGGACUGCACAUGGCCUGUUGCACCAAUGUGUCCCUGUGAACUAAUUUGGGCUCAGCCCUUCUCAGUGAGCUCUGAAGCACGGUCUACCCUCUCCAGGUGUGGACUGCAUGCUGCACAGGCUAGAGCUCGUUGGCAUUGUGGAAUGCUUAAACACUCUCCAUGUGGCCAUUCGUUCAGCAUGGAGGCCAGCAGCCCGGAGCAGCUGUAAUUAAAAGCCUGGCACUGAA
Mus musculus (house mouse) is the source of this 3090-nucleotide messenger RNA. RefSeq names its product hypocretin (orexin) receptor 1 (gene Hcrtr1). The transcript has 8 exons. Gene Ontology annotation, molecular function: orexin receptor activity; peptide hormone binding; G protein-coupled receptor activity. The record is from RefSeq and is a predicted model, not a curated record. The coding region runs from base 1216 to 2466 and encodes 416 amino acids. Gene Ontology annotation, cellular component: plasma membrane; membrane. NCBI's taxonomy places the organism in Eukaryota, Metazoa, Chordata, Mammalia, Rodentia, Muridae. Gene Ontology annotation, biological process: feeding behavior; neuropeptide signaling pathway; regulation of cytosolic calcium ion concentration.